Molecule: messenger RNA, 2210 nt
Organism: Hevea brasiliensis (rubber tree)
Lineage: Eukaryota; Viridiplantae; Streptophyta; Magnoliopsida; Malpighiales; Euphorbiaceae
Product: AP2/ERF and B3 domain-containing transcription factor RAV1
Exons: 1
Coding region: 316-1422 (368 amino acids)
Biological process (GO): regulation of DNA-templated transcription
Molecular function (GO): DNA-binding transcription factor activity; DNA binding
Source: RefSeq, a predicted model, not a curated record
UUCCUCUUCUCUUCGGGUUGACCCACCACACCCACAUCCCCGUAUCUUCCCUAUAUAUUAUUAUAUUUAUUACUAUUACAUACCAUUUUUGUAUAUUAUUUAAUUAUUUAUUUCAUCAUGAACUUGGCCUAGCCCUCCACCUAUCUGUCUAGACCCUCUCUGCUUAUCUAUAUAUACAUAUAUAUAUAGUCGUGAUUGCCUCCAACACAAUCCAAUUCAUACCUCUCCAUCUUGUACCCAAAAAACAACUCAUCCCUUCUUUUCCUUUUACGACUACAGCAGCAACGAAGAGAUAAAAUUUAAGAAAAGGAAAGUAUGGACGGAAGCUGCAUAGAUGAGAGUACUACUAGUGACUCCAUAUCCAUAUCCAUAUCCAUUAGCCCGAAGUCCGCUGUCUCUUCCUUUCCUCCGCCAACUAAAUCUCCUGAAUCUCCUCUUUGCCGCGUUGGCAGCGGCUCCAGUGUGAUUCUCGAUUCUGAAUCCGGCGUAGAAGCUGAGUCCCGUAAACUCCCUUCCUCUAAAUACAAAGGCGUCGUUCCCCAACCAAACGGCCGCUGGGGCGCCCAGAUUUACGAGAAGCAUCAGCGUGUCUGGCUCGGUACAUUCAAUGAGGAAGACGAGGCUGCCAAAGCCUAUGACAUCGCUGCUCAGAGGUUCCGUGGCCGUGAUGCCAUCACUAACUUCAAGCCUCAGGGUGCUGAAACCGAGGAGGACGAUAUCGAAACCGCUUUCUUGAACUCCCAUUCCAAAGCUGAAAUCGUUGAUAUGCUGAGAAAACACACAUACAACGAUGAGCUCGAGCAGAGCAAGCGAAACUACAGAAUUGAUGGGCAAGGAAAGCAGAAUCGAAACCCAGGUGCCAAUAAUGUUGCCGUCUACGGGUCGGACCGCGUCCUGAAAGCGCGCGAACAGCUUUUCGAGAAAGCGGUGACGCCGAGUGACGUUGGGAAACUCAACCGCCUGGUGAUACCUAAACAACACGCAGAGAAACACUUCCCUUUACAGAGCGGAAGCAAUAGCACAAAAGGGGUGCUGCUAAAUUUCGAGGAUAUUACAGGCAAAGUGUGGAGAUUUCGCUACUCAUAUUGGAACAGUAGCCAGAGCUACGUAUUGACGAAAGGGUGGAGCCGGUUCGUCAAAGAAAAGAACCUGAAAGCCGGUGACAUUGUAAGCUUUCAAAGGUCGACCGGACCAGAUAAGCAGCUUUACAUAGAUUGGAAAGUAAGAGCCGGGUCGAAACCGGUGGUUUGCACGGUCCAACCGGUUCAGAUGGUGAGAUUGUUUGGGGUCAACAUUUUUAAAGUACCUGGAAACAGCGGCGUGACAGAAGGCGCUGGUGGGUGUAAUGGGAAGAGAAUGAGGGAAAUGGAACUGUUAUCGUUGGAUAGUAUUAAGAAACAGAGGAUAAUCGGAGCUUUGUAACAUUUUGUAAUUUUCUUUUUCUUCUUUUGGCAUUUUGUGAGGGGGUUUUUACCAGGAGGAGGAAAGAGGGGAAAGGCAGGUGGUGUUAGCAGCAAGUUGCAAAAGGUGAAAUGUACAUUACAAGAAAAAAAAAAACUGAAAAAUUAGGUGCAACAAAUUUAAAUGAAAAAAAAAAAGUUCACUGUCAAAUUGUUCUGUUCAUGGACUUUUUGAUCCUGUUUCAUAUUUUCAUGAUUUCCCCAGAAAAUCAGAACAAAAAAAUCUCGAUGUUGACAAAACUUUGCUUCAUGUGAAGGUGGGUGUGGAUGAAAUUGUAAAUUGUGUUAUGGAUUUUUUUUUUUUUUCAUUGUGUUAUAUUUAAAAAGAGAGGUUAGGCUGAUGGGGUUGUGAUCAUCAUAACUUGUCUAUUAGCUAAAUAAGGAAGUGCAAUAUGUAAGCUUCAUUGCAUGUAAACAUACUUUUGGCCCUGCCUUAAAUCCAUGUGCGAUCCUCCAAUGGAAGCAACCAACUAGAUGUAUGUGAUUGAGAUUGGUGUCACUAACUAGGAAAAUCAACUGAUUUUUAGAGGUCACUGGGUUUUGGCCAAUGAGUAGGCUGCAAGCUGGCAAAGUGGGCAGGGGGGCAAAGCCAAACCCAGUGAAAAUAUUAUUCAUAGUUAUCUGAAACAGGCGUGAUUGAUUGCUCAAUUGGUGUGCCUACAUCUAAUUAGAGGCAUAAUUUUAUGAUUAUGAGAGUUAGUUCGAGUAAUUAAAUUUACUCUUUAAUAUAUAUUAUUUUGGAUUAUAUUA